Messenger RNA from Anoplophora glabripennis (Asian longhorned beetle), 6020 nucleotides. It is a transcript of the gene ATP8B, whose product is annotated as phospholipid-transporting ATPase ID. The transcript has 15 exons. Lineage: Eukaryota; Metazoa; Arthropoda; Insecta; Coleoptera; Cerambycidae. Gene Ontology annotation, cellular component: plasma membrane. Gene Ontology annotation, molecular function: magnesium ion binding; ATP binding; ATP hydrolysis activity. The record is from RefSeq and is a predicted model, not a curated record. Gene Ontology annotation, biological process: Golgi organization; phospholipid translocation. Bases 656 to 4456 code for a protein of 1266 amino acids.
CCAAGCAAGUUUCGCGGGUUGGGAUUCAGCGUCGCGCGCCUAUAUCGUGAUGAACUGAACAGGUGUAGUAAGCCCUACGUUAAGUUGACAGUGAAAGGACUGUGUUGCAAAACAACUUCCCGUAAUACAAUAUGGACACAUCGUGCUUGUGAAAUUAGGUACAGGGAUAUCAAGUGGUGUGGUCCACAUCCUACCUAAGAACGGUUCAUGGCCGGGAUAUCUGGAUCGGCCGGCACCCAUGCUCGCCUCCUGUACUCCCCAGUCGCCCGCCACCGUCAACGCCGCCCCCGAUUGCGCCACUGGCAGACCAAGCCCCUCACCCCCACGCCCCUCUACCCGAACACCCUCCUCCCGCAUACAGACACGCCGUACUUAAUAUAGUAGCGCAAAUAUUCGGGUUUUGCGAAAAGGAAAAAAAAACUAUUUAGUCCACUGAUUUUUUUCUACCUCUGCAAUAUCGAUAUAAGUAAAUGAAGUUUUUAUAGUUUUUUACUGUACCUUUUUGAGCCUGUAUUGUAUUAUAGUAGACUUAGUCGUAGCUUUUAAGACUAUCGGGGCCUUAUUUUAUUACCUGAUCGUAUAAUUAAGUGGCCUUAUGUCUGUCAUAUCCAUUUUAUCGUACCUGUCUCCAAUUUAAUCAUUUAUUUACCCAAUCAUGGUGGGCAGGUCUUCAUUUAGGAGCAGUAGGACACACACUAUAGAUAAUCAAAGGAGAAUCCAUGCAAAUGACAGAGUAUUCAACUCCCAGUUUCGUUACGCUAGCAAUUACAUAAAGACCUCAAAGUAUUCGAUACUGACGUUCCUGCCUCUGAACUUGUUUGAACAGUUCCAGCGUCUGGCUAACUUCUACUUUUUGUGCCUUCUCGUCCUGCAGCUGAUACCCGCUAUCAGCAGUCUCACGCCUGUUACCACAGCGUUACCUUUGAUGGGGGUAUUGGGACUCACUGCCAUUAAAGAUGCUUACGACGACAUACAACGUCAUAUAUCGGACUCGCAAGUCAACAACAGAAAGUCCCGCGUCGCCCGUAAAGGCAAACUCGUCAACGAGAAAUGGUCGGCAGUGCAAGUCGGGGACAUCAUCCGCAUGGACAAUAACUCCUUCAUAGCGGCCGACGUGCUACUGUUGACGUCUAGUGAACCCAACGGCUUGUGUUACAUUGAAACGUCAGAAUUGGACGGAGAAACCAAUCUGAAAUGCCGCCAGUGUCUGGUGGAGACGGCCGAGAUGGGCCAGGACGACCUCCUACUCAGUGAAUUCGAUGGCGAGAUAUUGUGCGAGACCCCCAACAAUCUGUUGAACAAGUUCGAGGGGGUGCUCAUCUGGAAGGGCAAGUCUUACUCCCUGGACAACGACAAGAUCAUGCUGAGGGGCUGCGUGCUGAGGAACACACAAUGGUGCUACGGAGUGGUGAUUUUUGCUGGCAAAGACACCAAACUCAUGCAGAACAGCGGCAAGAGCAAGUUCAAACGCACUAGUAUAGAUAGACUCCUUAACUUUUUAAUUAUAGGGAUAGUGUUUUUUUUAUUGUCCAUGUGCCUUUUUUGUAUGGUGGCGUGCGGUAUUUGGGAGUCCUUGGUGGGUCAGUACUUUCAAACAUUCCUACCAUGGGACACUCUAGUGCCUUUAGAGCCUUUGGGCGGUGCCACCAUAAUAGCCCUGUUGGUAUUCUUCUCCUAUGCCAUCGUGCUCAACACGGUGGUGCCGAUAUCCCUCUACGUGUCCGUCGAGGUCAUUCGGUUUGUGCAAAGUUUCCUCAUCAACUGGGAUGAGCAGAUGUACUACGACAAGACUGGCACACAUGCUAAGGCCAGGACUACCACACUUAAUGAAGAAUUAGGCCAAAUAGAAUACAUCUUUUCUGACAAAACCGGUACGCUUACUCAGAACAUUAUGACAUUCAACAAGUGUUCUAUCGGGGGCCGGUCCUUCGGCGACGUAAUCGACCAAAGAACAGGGGAUGUUGUAGAGAUCACCGAGAACUCCGAACCCUUGGAUUUCUCCUUCAAUCCAAACUUCGAACCGGAGUUCAAAUUCUACGAUACGCAACUACUAGAUGCGGUGAAACGGAAAGACCCUGCUACUUUCAGCUUCUUCCGUCUGUUGGCGCUAUGCCACACCGUCAUGUCAGAGAACAGGGAGGGAAAACUCGAAUACCAGGCGCAAUCGCCCGACGAGGCGGCCUUGGUGUCUGCCGCUCGCAAUUUCGGUUUUGUAUUUAUUGAGAGGGCUCCAAACAGUAUUACCAUUGAGGUUAUGGGCGUUAAGGAGGUUUAUGAGCUUCUUUGCAUCCUGGAUUUUAACAACGUGAGGAAACGCAUGUCCGUGAUAUUGCGGAAGGACGGGAUUCUACGGCUGUACUGUAAAGGCGCGGACAACGUUAUAUACGAGAGACUUAAAAGCGGGAACGAUGAAAUCAAGCAGAAAACACAGGAACACCUUAACAAAUUUGCCGGCGAAGGUCUGAGAACUCUCUGCCUGGCAUCGAGAGAUCUGGAUGAGGAAUUCUUCAACGACUGGAAGCAGCGGCACCAAGAGGCAGCCAUCGCCCUGGAUGGUAGAGAGGAAAGGUUAGACGCGAUAUAUGAAGAAAUCGAAACGGAAAUGGAGCUUAUAGGCGUUACCGCGAUCGAAGAUAAACUACAGGACGGAGUUCCUCUGACAAUUGCCAAUCUCAUUCUAGCCGGAAUAAAAAUAUGGGUGCUUACAGGUGAUAAACAAGAAACUGCCAUAAACAUCGGUUACUCUUGCCAACUUCUGACUGACGAAAUGGUGGACGUCUUCAUAGUGGACGCCUCAACGUACGACGAAGUCCACCAGCAACUACUUAAGUUCCGAGACAACAUAAAGAUCGUCCACACUUUCCAGCCCCGCAGUCCCGCCGGCGUUCAGCUGGGCACGUCGAACGGCAAAGUGGAUGCGUCCAAUCAGUCGACGGGCACAUCGACACCGCCACAACCGCAGCCGCAGCCGGCCAACCCACCCGCAGUCAGUGUGGUGACUUUCAGGUGGGAUGAUGACGUUGAUCGGUGUGAGAAUACGAGAGCAAGUACUGAAUUAGAGUACCACGGUGGCGUAGCAGAACACCCGAUUGAAGAAUCCCCUGCUGGUUUUGCAAUCAUCAUAAACGGAAAUUCCUUGGUGCACUGCCUCCACCCUCAGUUGGAGAGAUUGUUCUUGGAGGUGGUCCUGCAGUGCAAGUCGGUUAUAUGCUGCAGGGUCACCCCCUUGCAGAAGGCCUUGGUCGUAGAGCUGAUCAAGAAGAAUAGAAAUGCCGUCACUUUGGCGGUGGGUGACGGUGCAAACGAUGUGUCUAUGAUCAAAGCUGCCCAUAUCGGGGUUGGCAUCUCCGGCCAAGAGGGGAUGCAAGCGGUUCUUGCCUCGGACUACUCGAUAGCCCAAUUCUGUUUCUUGGAGAGGCUACUUCUGGUACAUGGUAGAUGGUCCUACUACCGUAUGUGUAGCUUUCUGAGAUAUUUUUUCAACAAAAACUUUGCAUUCACUCUGUGCCAUUUCUGGUACGCCUUUUUCUGCGGAUUCAGCGCCCAAACUGUAUUCGACCCUAUGUAUAUAUCGAUAUACAAUCUUUUUUAUACAUCCUUGCCUGUCCUGGGCGUGGGUAUCUUCGAUCAAGACGUCAACGAUAAGAACAGUGUCUUGUAUCCCCAACUUUACAGGCCAGGACAUUACAACAAGUUUUUUAACAAAAAGGAGUUUUUCCGCAGUGCUCUACAGGGUUGUUUUGUGUCGGCCGUACUAUUUUUCAUUCCACUGGGUACCUAUUUUGAUGCGGUUGCUCCUAAUGGGCAGGGCCUGUCGGACUAUAUGCUGUUCUGCAGUGCUACCGCCGCAAUGCUAGUCAUCGUUAACACGGCUCAGAUUGCACUGGACACGAUGUACUGGACCGUCUUCAAUCACAUUAUGAUCUGGGGCUCCCUGGCGUUCUACUUCGUGGCCGACAACUUCUACAACUACAUCUGCAACGGCCCCUACGUAGGCUCUCUAACCAAGGCCAUGUCGGAGGCCAACUUCUGGUUCACCGCCGUCCUGGUGGUCAUAAUCUCAGUGAUGCCCGUCCUCGCCUGGCGGUUCUACUUCGUGGACGUGUUCCCCACCCUCUCGGACAGGGUGCGGCUGAAGCAGAGGAUGGCGCAGGUGCGGUCCCGCCACAGCCAGGACACGCUCCGGAUGCCCUCUUCGAGGAGGGCGAGGCGGUCAAUCCGGUCGGGGUACGCGUUCGCGCACCAGGAAGGUUUCGGCCGGCUUAUAACAUCCGGCAAGAUCAUGCGGAAGUUGCCAAAUCCCGAAUUCAACAUACCCAACAUUAUAAAUAAGUUGAACAUGAACUCUGGUAGUUCGGGGCACAAGAACCACACGAGCACCACCCCGCACUCACAGGACGGCAGUAGUAGCGGUACACGGGCCCCCAUGCAGGACUUGGACACCAUUAAUUUGUGAGGAUAGUGUCGUUUUGCUACUUAAGCUUUACAUGAGGAGGCGAUUUCACGGCGGGCAUAUCGGAAGUUUGUUUUAAGGGGACCAGGCGUCAGCGAGUGAAAAUUUACUAUCCCACAUGAAAUAAUAUAUGUAAAAACAAAAGACGGUUGGGUUGAGAAAUGGUAAGUAUACAGGGUGUCGCUGUUUAUAGGUGUACUGGCCAUUAACGUAAUAAGUUAAAAACGAAUGAAGUUUAAAUAUUCUUUGUUGUGUGUUUAUAUAACUUCCUCAAAAUUUGAUAUAAUUUUUUUUUAAGUCCAAUAGCGAUUUUUUUUCUAAAAUCUAGCAACACGAUGUUAUUUUACAACUCUUAACUGUGCAAAAAAAAAACUUAAAUUUUGCAAAAGGGCAAAUUACUGGAUUAAUCGAUAAUUGAUAUAAUUAUUUUUAAUUUCUAAUUUUUUUUCUGAAAUCUAACAACACAAUGUUAUUUUAUGCCUCUUAACUUGUUAACGGUAUGAAAAGAAAUGUAAAUUGUGUAAAAGUGCAAAUUUCGAAAUUCAAUAUAAUUUUUUUUUAAUAUAUGAAAUCUGUUUAAUUUUUUGAAAAAUUGCAAAUAAGAAAGGCUUUUAUAUUUUUUUAUAGACAUUAAAAUUUGAUAAAGAAAUUGCUUAACUGAAAAGAAAGUAUGAUAAAAUAUUAAUUUAAGAAAAUACAUUCAAAUGCUUUCUCAUAAUUUCCGUACACCCUGUAUAUGUUUGGAAAGUUCGUGAAGCUUUACAGUUGACACUCGUACCCGGCAGAGGGCACUAAAAUUCUCAGGAGCGAAGGUUUGUAGGAAGGUGGGAUACUUUUGGGACAGACCUCGUAUAUUUCGUCCGCUUCAUUGGAUAGAACCUCACAAAACAUUUUAAUAUUUGUUUACAAUUGCCAACUGUCACUUAUUUUCUAGAUACAACCAGCCAAAUUGACGAUUGCCAACUGUAAAUUUCUAAUAUGUGUAGUACAUUCCAUUUUUAAUUAUUACAUUGCAAGAAAACUGCUACAAGUCAUUUAUGAAUUGUAAUAUUGAAAUGAGAAAAGACUACAAAAUUUAGGAAAUAGCGAUUAUCGAACGGAAAAAUUAACGAUAAUUAAAAUAUUAAUUUCACGUUGCGGGUAAUAGUAUUUUGUUCUAAUUGUUAUUUCUACCAGAAACUGCAUUUUAUGAAUUUUUCCUCGUUUUAGUACAAAAUUGUGUUCGGUGUAAAUUUUCCGGGAAUGUCCUCCGAUUUGAUUCCGAUGUGCCCGGUCUGAGAAAACCAAUUUUUUUUAAGUUAUUGUAAGAUAUGCACAUGUUAUCAACUCUUUCAGUUGUUAUGAAAAUUUUGUAAGAUAUUGUUACAUUUUACAAAAGGAAACAAAGAAUGAGACCUUUAUUUGCUACUCUAAGUAUUUGCUAUGUGAUUUUUCACUUAACGAUAGGUGUAUGUACAGUAUAAAUUUGUUUUAUGUUAUUAGACUUUUAAUGUUAAGCCCUACUAGUCAAAAUAUGUUUAAUGUUACAUAAAAAGUAUUUCUUUAUAUUACAAAGUUAUUUAAAAUA